Molecule: messenger RNA, 4458 nt
Organism: Ascoidea rubescens DSM 1968
Lineage: Eukaryota; Fungi; Ascomycota; Saccharomycetes; Ascoideales; Ascoideaceae
Gene: PAN1
Product: actin cytoskeleton-regulatory complex protein PAN1
Exons: 1
Coding region: 1-4458 (1485 amino acids)
Biological process (GO): endocytosis; endosomal transport; actin cortical patch assembly
Cellular component (GO): nucleus; actin cortical patch; cytoplasm
Molecular function (GO): calcium ion binding; actin binding
Source: RefSeq, a predicted model, not a curated record
AUGUAUCCCUACCUGCAGAACCAGCAGCCCUACCUCCAGCUCCAGCAGCCCCAAUUGCCUGCCCAGACUGGCUUUUUCCAGCCCCAGCAGCUCACUGCUCAGCAAGCUGGCUUUCUCCAACAGCAACAGCAACAGCAACAGCAACUUACUGCUCAGCAGACUGGUCUCCUCCAGCAACAGCAGACUGGCCUUUAUGCUCAACAGCCCCAGACCACCUUUUUCUCUGGUCUUCCUAACCAGCUCAAUCAGCAACCUCAACCUCAACCUCAACCUCAACCUCAACCUCAAUCCCAGCUUCUCUCUCAGCAGACUGGCUCGUUUCCUUUGACCACUUUCCAACAAUUUCAACCACAGCAAAAUGUUCAACCUCUCCAACCACAACAAACUGGUUUCUUGGUUGCUCAACCCACUGGUUUCAGACCGCUCCAAAACAUGCUAAGUCUUGACCAAUUGACAAUCCAACGAACCGGCGCUCCCUCCAUUGCUUCUUCUGCUGUCUCAAACUCUUCUUCCAAAAAACUUAAUCCUGAUCUAAAAAUCCCCAACAUUCGUCUAUCCUUUGUCACUUCUCAGGACCAAAUCAAAUUUGAAGAAUUGUUUCGCAAAUCAAUUAAAGCUGGCGAACAAUCAAUCGACGGUAAAUCUGCCAAAAAAAUCCUUCUCAAGUCUGGUCUCUCUCCUCAGACCCUAAAGGAAGUAUGGGCUCUUUCUGACACUACUCGUGCCGGUAAACUACUUUUCCCAGAAUUCGUUCUAGCUUUGCAUUUAUGCAAUAUUGUUUUGAAUGACAAGAAGUUGCCAAUCAAAUUGCCCAAAAAGAUAGCAAAUGAAAUCUCAAGCUUCAUCGACGCCAUAGUCAUCAGCUUGACCAACGAUGAUGAUGAUGAUCCCACCCUAAACAAUAAAAACAAAAAUAAAAAGGACGAAUUGCCUGAUACAAGUCCUUUCACUACUACUCAAAACAACGACUCCCAGCAAAAUCUACUACCUCAAUUAACCGCCGGUCAACAGCUAACUAACGCUUUUGCUCCCCAACAGCAAAUCCCUUUCCAACAAACUGGCUUUCAGCAAACUGGCUUUCAACAAAAUCUAACUGGCACUGCUCCCCCCUUGCAAUUCCAACAAACUGGCUACCAAAUUCCCACUGCUUUGCCCUUAAGACCUGCUGUAACUGGUGGGGUCUCUCAAUUGCAAUCGAUGCAGGGUGCUUUUAUGCCUGGCGCAAUUCAAUCUUCUUUCAACCUUCCUACCCAAAACAACUUCAACCCAAACAACAAUAUCCAACCCAACAACAACAUCACAAACUGGACAAUUUCAAAGGGCGAAAUGACAAUCUAUAACAACAUCUUUACUGCCUGGGAUAAAUCAAAUUCUGGCUUUGUUGAUGGUCCCGCUGCCAUAGAAAUCUUUUCAAAAUCUGGCUUAUCCAGAACUGACCUAGAAAAAAUUUGGGGUCUAGCUGACUCAAAUGAAAGAGGUAAGCUAAAUAAAGAUGAAUUUGCUGUAGCAAUGCAUCUCGUCUACAAAAGAAUCAACGGUGUCCAAAUUCCAACUUCUCUACCCAUUGAACUAAAACCAAUCAGCUCAAAAAUCAUUGAUGAUUCCUUCAAUUCUGCUAAAAACUUUUUGAAAAAUGCUGGCGCCUUUUCCCAAAAAUCAACCCACUCCUCAAAUUCAAUCUCUUCUGGUAGAUACCAAAAUAACGAUAACGACUUUUCCUUCUAUAAAAGCUCAAACAGACAUCGAAAAGCAAAUGAUUACCCUCAAAAAAAAGAUCAUGACUCUCCUCUACAAAUUCCUUCAUCUUUAUCCGUCGAUGAAAAAAUAUCCGCUUUGAGAACUCGCAUUCAUGAAAAGGAAAUUCUUUUCUCUGCUUUAGACGCAGAAGAUGACUAUGCAUCUACUGAGGAUAGAAUUGCUCAGAACAACGAACUAGCAAUUGUUAAAUUGAAAUCUCAAAUCGAACAAAUCCAACAAAAUAUCAACUCUUAUCCUGAUAACUCAAAUUCAAUCUCAGAAUCCUAUAAAGACGAUCUACUAAGAAAACUUAACUCGCUAAAUGAUAGAGUCCCCCAAUUAAUUUCAAAAAUUAAUAAUCUAGAUGAGGAAUUAGGUCGCAAAAAAAUUGAUCUAUACAGAUUGAAUACAAGAAAAAGAAUUCCAAACUCAAAAUCUUUAAGAGAAAUUUAUGAUGAAACUUUUUCACUCAAAAAAUCUUCAAAGGAGAUGGUUAAUGAUAUUCAAAACGAUAUUAGAAACUAUUCAAUGAAAAUUGAAAACAAUCUAAAAUCUCUCGGUGCCGGUGAUAGUUUAAAGAAAAAUAUUUCUCACAAAUGGGAAACUGGCGCUGGUGUGCAAGAUGAUGUUAGACGAUUCAUCAAUCUAUUUAAAACAACAAAAUCUUUUGCUCCAAGAGAAUUUGAGCCAAGAAGAUCAUCUUCAAGAGUCUCUCCUCCCGUUGCUUCAAAACCUUCUUUUGUGAGAAACAACUUUAAACAAUCCUCCUCACAAACUUCUCUUACUGAAUCCACAAUUUCUCAAUCAGUACCAGCACCAGCACCAGCACCAACUCCUCCUCCUCCUGCUGCAAAUCACUACAAGACUCCAGAGGAAAGAGCUGCUUAUAUUAAAGCACAAGCCACCAAAAGAAUGAAUGAAAGAUUAGCUUCAUUGGGAAUUUAUCCAAAAAACUCAAAAUCACAAUCUCCAUCUUCAUCUUCAACAAAUCUUUCUGCUCCACCAAAAAAAAGCAGGGCUCCUCCACCACCUCCUAAAACUAGAUCUAAUCAACAAGAUCCCGUUGUUCCAAAACCCGCAUUUUCCAAACCUAAAGUUGAAACCCCUCCAUCUCAAAUUCAGAACAGAAGUGUCGAGUCUCAAUUUCAAUCAAAGCCUAAACCUGCACCUUUUCCUCAACCUUCUCAACCCCAAUUCAAACCAGUAAAUUAUUAUACAUCUUCAGAUGAUGACACUUCUGACGAUGACUCUGAUGAUGAUGAGUAUCAAAGAAUUUUACUUGAAAAAAAGGAAAUGGAAAAGAGAGAAAACGAAAGAAAAGAAAGAUUAAAAAAAGAAAAAGAAGAAAAAGAAGAAAAAGAAAGACUCGAGAAAGAAAAAGAAGAAAAAGAAAGAAUUGAGAAAGAAAAACUAGAAAUAGAGAGACAGGAAAAGGAAAGACAAGAAAAGGAGAAAAAAGAAAAUGCUAAGAAAGCAAGAAAAUUAGCUAGAAAGAAAGAAAAAGAAGCGAGAUUGGCAAAAUUGAGAGCAGAAAUUGAUCAAAUGAAAAAACAACAAGAAAAUCAGGAAAGAUCAACUGAUACUGUUUCAGAACCAAGUUUGGUUCAAGAGCCAGAAGAAGCUGCAAGCAUCAAUUCUCACCACCAAACCAAUCCAUUUGCAAAGGGGUUUGAUAAGCCUACUGUUGCUCCUGUUGCUCCUGUUGUUCUUUCAACUUCAGCUCCAGAUCCAGCUGCUUCUCCCGCUGUUUCUGUUUCCAUACCCAAAUCAUCAACUCCUCUUAGCGCCCCAAAUACCUCAAACAAUCCUUUUUUCAUGAAUAAUAAUAAUACAUCUUCACUCCCUCAAAAGCCUACAGUUGACAAAAACUUGGCGGAAAAACAAAGAAUUAAUCAAAGAGGUGGAAAUGAUGACGAGGAUGAUGAUUGGGGUGAUGAUGAUGACUUUAUAAAUGAAGAAGAUGACGAGGAUUUAGACAGAGCAAGAGGAAAGAAAUUAGCAAAUUUGUUGUUUGGAAAUGGAAGUUCUUCCAACACUGAUGAUAUCAAAAAAAGUGUUCUCCCACAAUCAUCUGCAACUCAACUGAACUUUAUUUCAGCAAAAUCAUCGCCAACUCCAAGUAGUUUUGCCACUGUUUCCUCUUUUCCAGAAGUUCCUAAUCAUAUAGCUCAGCCUAUAGCUACACCUGAACCUGUAGUUGCAUCUGAACCCACGAGUGUUCUCAAUAACAAUAACUCAACUUUGCAUAAAGAAACUUAUGAUAAACCUAAAGCUGAUGGCUAUGCUAGUGAUUCUGAUAUUUCUAUUCCAGAAACUAUAGAUUCUGAAUCCUUUGAUGACGCUAUAGGAGACGAAAGUGUUUUUCCUCCUUUAGAAAAUAUUCCUUCUGAAGUUCCAAGUGCAGUUCCUUCCCCACUUCCAAUUGGUUUUCAAUCUGGAAAUAAAAACAAUUUUUCUACAAUUGUUCCUCCAGCACCACCAGCGCCUCCUGCUUUUUUAACCCCACCACCACCUGCACCACCUUUAAUUGCACCAUCUGCUCCUCCACCACCACCAAUUCCUUCAAGUAUAUCAUCUGGAGGUCCUUCUGCUCCAAGCUCUUCUGUUCCAAAUAUCAAUGCGUUAUUAGGCGAAAUUAAUCUUGGUAAAAGUUUAAAAAAAGUUCCUGAAGAAGUAAAACACAUUUCCAGUGGCGGAAAAGUAGGAAAAGUAGUUUUAUAA